AUGUUUUAUUUUGCCACAAGUGUCAUUACACAGAGGGAUCACCACUCAGGGCAGCAAACCUCCAUCUCAAACAGUGUCUACUUUGCCUUGGUGGAUGCAUAUUUCAAACACUUCCUCCCUACAGAAGGAUCCCCUCACUCAGAUGUCAAAGGCACCUUGACCUCACACAUUCCAAGGUCCUCUAGGUAUAGUGAAACAAGCAAAGGCCUGUUGAAAUGCCAGUGCCCUGUUAACGCUGAGACAACCAAUCAGAGUAUCUGGAGAUCAGGGACUAUGCUACAGAUAUUUUUGGAGAUAUGGCUGCCACAUUUCCCCUUGGAGACACACCAGAAGCUUAAUGAGGUCUCUGUCAUCACAGAGGAGCACAUACUGGUGGUGAGACAGCUGGUGAAGCACAUGCAUGCCCUCUCUGGAAAAACAAAACUAGACCAGUCUGAUAUCUUACCUUCUGCCCACUCAGAAACCUAUCUCUCAGAAGAUUUUAAAAGAGUGGUCACAUCAGAAUAUGUACAGAGGUUGUACCUUCUCUUGCUGCACUGCUUCAAACAGUGGCCUAUGGAGACAUCCUUCAGAGCAGUAUUGGAGACGUGGCUUAGUUACAUCCAGCCCUGGAGAUACCAAAAACAUGUGUACAGUGAAAACAAAGAGAAAUGGGCCUCUUUCAUUCAGGAGAAUAUUCUCAUGUACACCAGGCUAUUCAGCUUCUUCUUGAAAAGAUUUGCUCAUGUCGACCUCGUCAACGUCGACAAUGCAACCAUGGUUUUCAGGAUGACAAAAGUAUUUGCCCAAACCAGUCUUCCAGAAUUGAUUGAAAAUGGAGAAAAAUUGCUAUUGCAUCAGGGUCCCCUCCUCCCAUCCACUCUGAUGGCAUCUCAGGUGCAGCUCACUGAAAUAGCUGCCCUGCCCAAGACUCACAUCAAUAACAAGAAACUACAAAUGUUUGGGGUAGAAAUGCGAGCCGAGGUGCUGAAACUGGUCCAGAGACUAAUGCAGGCCCAACAGACUGCAAAAACCACAUUGGAUCCGCCAGCCAAUGUAUCAGUUGGCCAGUUUCUCUGUUCCUGGAAGAGGUUGAUUCUUAAAACCAAUUCAGAAAGUGGGGGGAAUGACAUGACCAAGUCUGACAUGAAGACAGUGGAGCUACUAAAGAAAACUGUGGACCACCUCAAUCAGGUUUUCAAUCUCAACACAGGUCAUCUAUCUCAGAUGAUGAUGAACAUGGGGUCAGUGGAGGAAUCCAAGCAGCUCCCUGACUGUAUUCACAGUGAAAACGGGCUGAUCCUGACAGACCUUGGCAGAAUGCAGAUUAUCAAUGGCCUUCGCAGAUUUGAUAUUGAGUAUCAAGGGGACCCACAGCUGCAGCCUGUGAGAAGCUAUGAAAACGCAGUCUUGGUGCAGCUUAUGUUUUGGAUCGCCACACUAAUCAAUAACAAACUUGAAGGACACAUGAACGAUCUAUGCUCACAACAGAACCUGCUGGGAAGGCUGGGACAACACUACCUUAUCACCUCCACUGUAAAAGGAAGGUUCCCAAGGAGUACAGUGACACAGCAAAGCCAGGACGACUACCACCUGCGGCCACGCCUUACCCUGCGCACAUUUGCGAGUUAUCGCACAUUACUCAUUCUCCUGUUACUCUACUCGCUGGGAUCUCUGUUUUCUAUUAGCCCACUGUUCAGCACAUGCCUCAUCUUAAUGUUGAGCUUUUUGUAUGGACUGUGCAUGACUGUCUACGUGGGAAAGUAAAAAAACGUUAUUCUGCGUCAAUGUGUGUGUUAUACCUAAUAAAGGUGUUUUGAACUCACCAACUUCAAUUGAC
Messenger RNA from Oncorhynchus tshawytscha (Chinook salmon), 1819 nucleotides. Its product is annotated as sphingomyelin phosphodiesterase 4-like. Lineage: Eukaryota; Metazoa; Chordata; Actinopteri; Salmoniformes; Salmonidae. Gene Ontology annotation, biological process: sphingomyelin catabolic process; glycerophospholipid catabolic process; ceramide biosynthetic process. The coding region runs from base 1 to 1746 and encodes 581 amino acids. The record is from RefSeq and is a predicted model, not a curated record. Gene Ontology annotation, molecular function: sphingomyelin phosphodiesterase D activity. The transcript is spliced from 13 exons.